AGUACUUGGCUACUGUACCCGCUCGGCCCCUCCCUGCCUCUGCCGAGCGACCCAGUCCUCCUCGCUCCUGGAUCUUCUUCCUCCUCGGCCGAGCGCCGCCACCCAUCACGCUGCCGAGCGCCCAUCGUCUUCCUCCUCGCGCGAGCGCCUCCACCGCAGGUUGAUCUCCCCUUCGAUUCUCUCGCUCCCGACCGUUUCUCCUCCCAUCACCCCACGAACGGAUUCCGCCCUUUAGCUCCUCGUUUCAUAAUCUUCCCCAAUCCGUAACUGAGGCAAAAAUCAAGGCCCUACUGGGUCCUCCGCCCGUGAUGGUGAACACCAACUACUCGGCGCUGCCAUUGACCUCUCCUUCCCUCGAGCUGCAGUCCAACCCGCCGCCCAAAUCUAGCGCCGCCGCCAACGCCAAUGGCGCCCACAACGGCCACGCCAAGAUCUCCAAGCAGGAUUCCUUCUUGGGCGAGGUGGAAGACGGCGGUGGCGGCGAGGGUGAGCAUGACGAGCUGCCGCUCAUCGGAGAUGGCGACGGCUCCGCCGGUCCCCCCGAGGGCUCCGGCGUGGCCGGCGCGGUGUUCAACCUCGCCACUUCCAUUAUUGGGGCCGGCAUUAUGGCCCUCCCGGCCACCAUGAAGGUCCUCGGCGUCGCCGUCGGGCUCGUCUCGAUUCUGGUCAUGGGGAUCCUUUCAGAGAUCACCAUUGAGCUGCUCGUGAGGUUCUCGGUGCGUUGCCGCGCCCUGUCGUACGGUGAGCUCGUGCACAAGGCGCUCGGACGCCCCGCGAGCAUCGUGGCGCAGAUGUGCGUCAUCAUCAACAAUGCCGGGAUCCUCGUGGUGUACCUGAUCAUCAUCGGAGACGUCAUGUCUGGAUCGUUGAAGCACAUUGGCGUCAUGGACCAGCUGAUUGGCCACGGCGAGUGGGACAACCGAAGGCUGCUGAUUUUGGUGGUUCUCGUGGUCUUUCUCACCCCGCUGUGCGCGCUCGAGAAGAUUGACUCACUGAGCUUGUCUUCUGCCGCAUCGGUUGCUCUUGCCAUUGUUUUUGUGGUUGUCUCUUGCAUCAUCGCGGCGGUGAAGCUCAUCGAAGGCAAAAUCAGUACGCCGAGGAUGGGGCCGGAUUUUAGCUCAAGAGCGGCGAUGUUGGACUUGCUCGUGGUGAUACCGAUCAUGACCAAUGCCUACAUCUGCCAUUUCAAUGUACAGCCGAUCUACAACGAGCUCAAGGAGAAGACACCUCGCAACAUGUACAAUAUUGGCAGGAUCUCGACAGUACUCUGUGUUGUUGUAUAUGCACUGACUGCCAUCUCAGGGUACCUCUUAUUCGGCGAUGACACGGAGUCUGAUGUGCUCACCAACUUCGACAAGGAUCUCGGGAUCAAGUUCAGCUCAGUGCUCAACUACAUUGUCAGGAUUGGGUAUAUCAUCCAUCUGGUCCUCGUGUUCCCGGUCGUCCACUUCUCCCUGAGGCAGACCGUGGAUUCGCUGAUCUUUGGAGAGUUGGCGCCCCAUAGCAGGAAGAAGAUGCUCGCCUUGACGGCGGUGCUCUUGGCCCUCAUCUACCUCGGUUCAACCAUGAUACCCAACAUCUGGAUGGCCUUCAAGUUCACCGGUGCGACGACGGGGCUGGCAUUGGGGUUCAUGUUCCCGGCCCUUGUGGCAUUAAGACUGGACAAGGAAGGGGAGUGCCUGGGGCAUGGAGAGAGGCUCCUGUCGCUCGGAAUGCUGGGGCUGGCUGUCAUUGUUAGCGUCGUCGGGGUCGUCGGCAAUGUGUACAGCCUGAAGAGCAAGUCUGACUGAUGGACCAAGAUGAGCUGUAUUUGUAGGCUAAAUAUACAGAUUGUAUGAUCGCUGUCAGAACGAACAUACUAGUUUUAGCAGGGAUACAACUUGAGCUGCUGAGCAAAGCUCAUCAUAUACAUGACCUAUGAGGUGAAUUGUUACUGGAGGCCAUUUCUGUACCUUUGGACCAAUAUUCUUUCAUGUAUUUUUCUGCUUAUUGUUUUUACAUGUGUAUCCUGGGGCUGCCUUUUGAUCCAGGCGACAAAGAGAACCCAGUUCUGUACUAAGGAGGUUGUCUGUCCAUGAGAUGAUGGAAGUUGCAUCCAGAAAAUUUAUCUCGGAUUGUGAUACGAUGAAUUUUGCAUUCACAGAAUUAUGUGUUUUAUGGUAUGAUGAAUUUUGCA
Molecule: messenger RNA, 2176 nt
Organism: Brachypodium distachyon (stiff brome)
Lineage: Eukaryota; Viridiplantae; Streptophyta; Magnoliopsida; Poales; Poaceae
Product: amino acid transporter AVT6E
Exons: 1
Coding region: 309-1790 (493 amino acids)
Biological process (GO): amino acid transmembrane transport
Molecular function (GO): amino acid transmembrane transporter activity
Source: RefSeq, a predicted model, not a curated record